UAGAAUUUUGUUUCAUUUAGUGAUCACCUUCGUUUACUCAAUUGUUUAGCUGGUUUAGUAUACUAUCAGAGCUAAUAUGACAACUUGCUGCUACAAUAUGAUUGUUUUAGUAAGAAAAUACGGCUCCAAAGGGUUAUGAUAAUAAGAAGGUAGCAUAAUAUAUACAGAGAAUGAGAGAGGUUAUGUAGCAUUUUGCGCAUUAUAUAGCAAAAGCAAUAUGAUAGUUUUCAUAAAUUGUAAAAAUAAUAUCAUUUAUCGCAAAGUGCAUGUUGUGAUUAGAAUCAGAUCAUUGGCGCACUCCACACUAUCUGUUUUGAUGUCAAUCGCAAAUGUCAUUUUUUGAGUUUAUUUUAUCUAUUGCCACUUAAUUACUCUGUAUGAAAUUCUAUUAAUCCUUUGAGUCAUAGAGUAGCAUAAUAAUGCAUUCGUUUGACCAAUUUGAAAGCUAAUGUAAUUGAAUAUUUUUUAUAAAACAAAUAAAUUUGACGUUAAAAGAUGUUAUCUCUAGACCGAUGUAUCUCGUGUUUUAAUCAAUAUUUAUUUGUGUUACUUUCAAAACACACUAAUAAAAGUAUUUUCUAUAGUUUGAUGAAAAAAAAUUGUAAUUCUGUUUUAACAAAUGUCACGUUGAUGGCCAUUUGCAGUUCCAUUUGAUUAGAGGGGGUAUUCUUGGUGUAAAUAUAAACAAACUUCGCCGCUUCAUUAUGCAGUUAGAUAACUAAUAAUUUAUUCGCGCGAAAAGAAACAACAAUCGUAUUAAACAUGAUUUUACGGUUGCUGUCUUCGCUCAAUGGUCACCUGGGUAAGCCUACUUCGAUUCUAGCUACUCUAGGAACCCGUUACCCGUCCUGCGGGAGUGUGAUCCGUUCGACCGUACAGCGGGGGCAGUCGACCCAAGCACCGGCAAACCGCGUGUACGAUGUGAACACCAAAGUUCCCAAGGAUGUGAUGCUGUUUAAGUACGAAAAUCCGCGCUUCUUCAAAGUGUUGAACAUCUUUGCCGUGUCGCAAUUUCUGUUCUGGGGCUAUCUGUGCCACUUUUCCUACACCACGCUGAAGGAUGCCCCCGUGCAGGAAGAUGGCAAAGAGGACCUACCAUGGUACAAAAGGGUAAAUUUGGGAGAAAAUAAAUACCGCAAUGGCAUAGCGAUAAUGUGCUUCUUCAUAGGAUACGGAGUGCUGUUCGCUUCGUGGAUGUUCACGUUACGAUCCGUACGCUAUUUGGUGUUGCGCAAAGGUGGCGACAAGGUGAGCGUCGUUACAUAUGCUCCGUUCGGGACCAACCGAAUCAUGGACGUGCCGCUGAAGUACGUUUCCGCGCAGGAGUCUCGCGAGGCAGCACGUGUCACGGUACCGGUGAAGAUCAAGAACAGGGCACUGUUUUACAUGCUGGAUAUGCGGGGCGAGUUUACCAACACGAAGCUGUACGAUUAUACGGUCGGUUUGAGCCGAAAGCUGAAGUAAAUCGAAGCGAUAGAAACGGACACGCAAUAAACGGUAGGAAGUUACAUCUUAAA
Molecule: messenger RNA, 1517 nt
Organism: Anopheles gambiae (African malaria mosquito)
Lineage: Eukaryota; Metazoa; Arthropoda; Insecta; Diptera; Culicidae
Product: transmembrane protein 223
Exons: 3
Coding region: 763-1464 (233 amino acids)
Biological process (GO): nervous system development
Cellular component (GO): mitochondrion
Source: RefSeq, a predicted model, not a curated record